AUGCCGUUCUCCUCAGUCUCCCUGGUGUCUCUGGACCCCGCCGCUUACCUCCUCCCCACCGCCGGCCGCGUCGCUGGGCAGCGGACGCCGCCGCGCUUGCGCUUGCGCCGGGUGGUGCUGCGGGCUGCUUCCGUCUCCGCCGUCGCGGAGGAGUCCUCUGCCGCCGCGGCCGCGCGGGGGCGGCUGGAGUCGCUGAGCCAGGUGGCCGGGGUGCUCGGCACGCAGUGGGGGGACGAGGGCAAGGGCAAGCUCGUCGACAUCCUCGCGCAGCGCUUCGACGUCGUCGCCCGGUGCCAGGGUGGAGCCAAUGCUGGACAUACCAUAUACAAUUCUGAGGGGAAGAAGUUCUCUCUACAUCUUGUUCCAUCGGGGAUCCUUAAUGCGAACACACAGUGUGUGAUCGGUAACGGAGCAGUAGUACACCUUCCUGGGUUCUUUAAAGAAAUUGAUGGACUAGAGUCCAACGGAGUUUCCUGCGAAGGAAGGAUUCUGGUAUCAGAUCGUGCCCAUCUUUUGUUUGAUUUUCAUCAAGUUGUUGAUGGGCUUAGAGAGGUGGAGCUUGGAAACUCUUUCAUAGGAACAACAAAGAGGGGUAUUGGACCAUGCUAUUCAAACAAAGUUAUCAGGAAUGGACUCAGGGUUAGCGAUCUACGACAUAUGGACACGUUUGGUGCUAAACUCAGUACCCUACUGAAAGAUGCAGCUAUGCGCUUCAAAGGGUUUGAAUACAGUAGCAAGACCCUCAAAGAGGAGGUUGAGAAGUACGAAAAGUAUGCUGAACGUCUUGGACCUUAUAUUACUGAUACCGUGCAUUUCAUGAACGAGUCAAUCUUGCAAAAGAAGAAAAUAUUGGUUGAAGGUGGUCAAGCUACCAUGUUAGAUAUUGAUUUUGGCACAUAUCCAUUUGUUACUUCCUCAAGUCCCUCAGCCGGGGGAAUUUGUACUGGCCUUGGUAUUGCUCCAAGAAGCCUCGGCGAUCUCAUUGGAGUGGUAAAAGCUUAUACAACUAGGGUUGGAUCUGGUCCAUUCCCAACAGAGUUGUUGGGCAAGACUGGUGAUUUGCUCCGUGCCUCUGGAAUGGAAUUUGGGACUACAACAGGCCGGCCCAGGCGUUGUGGCUGGCUUGAUAUAGUCGCACUCAAAUACUGCUGCCAAAUCAAUGGUUUCUCAUCUCUAAAUCUCACGAAACUUGACGUGCUGACCGGACUCAAGGAAAUUAAGCUGGGCACCUCAUACUGUACCGAAGAUGGUAAAACACUCGAAUCGUUCCCGGCAGACCUUGAUCUGUUGGAGCAAACUAAGGUCAAGUACGAGGUCCUACCUGGGUGGGAGGAAGACAUAGCCUUGGUACGAGACUACAACGAUCUCCCGGAGACUGCUCGUUUAUAUGUGGAGAGGAUAGAGGAGCUGGUCGGUAUUCCGGUCCAUUACAUUGGUGUUGGACCUGGACGUGAUGCUCUCAUAUACAAAUAGGGGGUUUCAUGAAGCAUGUCCUAUAUUUCUAUAAAGAUCCCCCAUUUAGGCAACGGUUUGAUUUAAUUGUGCUGUCUUGCUCUUUAUAAAGGCUUUCACAAACUGGAGCACGUAAAAAGUGAAAUGGUAGUAGAUGACAGGAGGAUAUAGGUAUUUCUUCAACAUCCUCUAUUAGGCGAACAAAGUACUACUAUAUAACUCCAUCCGUGUUUGUUCUGCUUUUUUA
Messenger RNA from Lolium rigidum, 1699 nucleotides. RefSeq names its product adenylosuccinate synthetase 2, chloroplastic-like. The transcript has 4 exons. Lineage: Eukaryota; Viridiplantae; Streptophyta; Magnoliopsida; Poales; Poaceae. Gene Ontology annotation, biological process: 'de novo' AMP biosynthetic process; IMP metabolic process. Gene Ontology annotation, molecular function: adenylosuccinate synthase activity; GTP binding. The record is from RefSeq and is a predicted model, not a curated record. The coding region runs from base 1 to 1473 and encodes 490 amino acids. Gene Ontology annotation, cellular component: cytoplasm.